This is a messenger RNA of Acanthaster planci (crown-of-thorns starfish), 3952 nucleotides long. It is a transcript of the gene mettl9, whose product is annotated as methyltransferase like 9. The record is from RefSeq and is a predicted model, not a curated record. NCBI's taxonomy places the organism in Eukaryota, Metazoa, Echinodermata, Asteroidea, Valvatida, Acanthasteridae. Gene Ontology annotation, molecular function: protein-L-histidine N-pros-methyltransferase activity.
AUUUUUAAGCUGGCCUUGCAGCGUAUGUGUUUUACGGAGUGGUUUUACCGCAAUAUCAAUUCACGAUUUGCGAAACAAUGAAACUGGUACGGUCUGUUUGCCGAUGUACAUCCUAACUCUUCAUAAUUCCCCAGAAUCUCCAGAAACUCACCGUGGUCGACGUAAAUUUAACAAUUCAUCCGAAUCACAGAUGUACAGAUAUACUGUAGUACAAACAGAAUCUUUUUUUAAGGAGUAGUUUCGCGCUUGGCUAAGGGGCCGUCCGGGAGAUCUCCACGAAUUCAAGCUGUUCAUGUCACCGCAAAUCUUGUGCCCAGGAUGAGCUUCCUGAAGCCACAUAUCUUCACCAUGUUCAAGGACUGUUGAAUUGGUGUUGUUUCAGCACUCAAUGCGUUGGCCCAUGGAGGAAGGACAAAACUUAUGGUUGGCCCGACGUCAAACCCCACAUUUCUGGGGAUACAAUUUCCGCUACUACUAGUGACCACAAUUGCAAUAUUUAUUGAUCUUAAUUUGUACUUUGUAGCAGAGCUUUAACCAUAGGCAGGUUUGAAACACGGUAAAACAUGCCAGCGGUUAGGAUUUAACCCAAGUCAUCAGUCUCAUAAAGAUGGAGGUCUUUGUGAAUACUUAUGAUGCGUACAGCGAGCUGUAGCAACCAUGACCCAGCAGCCUCGCCCAUACAUCCGCAACCCUAUGUUGCGGAUGGCCUACGAGCAUCAGACGAACACCAAAUUCACCAGGAAUAAGAUCCGACAGCAUUUUGAUGUAGAAAAGUGGUACAAAUGCAACUUGGACAUUUUUCCAGAAGAUCUCAGGGUCAUGUUUCAUCAGUCUCACAUGGACAGGGCUACUGAAAAGUUCUUGGACAUCAGCUACAGGAAAUCAGAUUGGAUCAUCACUCAAGCAUGGCAUUCAUUGGCCAAGGCAUUUCUGGGUUUCUUUAUGUCAACUACCUCAAUUAAUGGGUUACUCGACCGGGGAAGCAUGUUCGUCUUCUCCAAGGAGCAGUUUCGGUCGCUCCUUGAGAUCGACGCCGACUUCAAAGCCGACCAUCUGCUGGACCUCGGCGCCGGAGAUGGGAAGGUGACGGAGAUAAUGGCCAGUCAUUUCAGGAGGGUGUCCGCCACGGAGGUGUCUUACACCAUGCAGAGAAGGCUGCGCCAGCUGGGAUACACAAUUCUUGGUCUUGAGCAGUGGGCCGGCCACAAGUAUGAUGUCAUCAGCUGCUUGAAUCUGUUGGAUAGAUGUGAGAGACCAGCCACCAUCAUGAAAGACAUCCACAGGUCACUAGCACCCGGCGGUGUGACGAUUGUCGCCAUGGUGCUUCCGUUUAAACCGUUCGUUGAGACGGGCUCGAAUCAAAACCAGCCCAUCGAGGAGUUGCAUCUCCAGGGCAACACGUGGGAAGAGCAGGCCAGGAGCUUCAUCUUAGACUUUUUCACCCCUGCGGAAUUCACGGUCCUGGCUUUCACUAAGUUACCCUAUCUCUGUGAGGGCGACACGGAGAACCCCUUCUACGUCCUCCAAGACGCUGUGUUCGUCUUGAGGAGGUCUGCCGAUGCCGGCAUGGCGUUACCUUGGGCAUCAUGUGAGUCUGGGGCUGACGACAGUGACGUUGUGGUGGACAUUACCAGCUGAGGAAGAUCGACUUCUGGAAUACCCCACUUCCUGUUUGAAUUUUAUUUUUGUUAUUCUAUUGCCGAUAGGAAGUGGUAGUUUCAGCACGUUCCUUAUUUUGUGACCGGAAUUCUCAUUACCAGAAAACUCGAGUGCAGCAUCUGAACUCGGGCCUUCGGCCAGGCCAUACCAGGAUUUCGAGCAUCUCUCAUCUGCUACUACAAUCCCACUAAGGGGAUUUUGUUACCAGUUAAAAAAGUACCAAUCCCAGCCGUGAAUAAUUACCAUCGCUUGACUGAACAGCACGUGCGGUAUACCUGGAGUUUUCUCAGGACUCAUUAAGUUAAUAACCUGUGUGGUAUUUAGUUUUGUAAAGUCAUGAAACAAUAUUUUCCAGUUUUAAUUGCUGAAAUAGAGGCACAAAUGCCCAAAUCCCAAAUGAGAUAUGGAGAGGAGCCCAUAGUUCUUGGGGAAAUUGUCCUGUGGGGUCCAGUUUAAAGAAGUAUAGAUUGGCGUGUAAUUGCAAAAAUGGUGGACUGGCUACUUGCAGUGUUGAUAGAUGCCAUGAGCAAUUGAGAUGUCACCUUCCCGUGGGCAAAGAUAAACAAUGAAAUCCUGGUUUGAGGGGAAGCUAGAUUUUUAAAAGGAAAUUUGCGUUUAUGCAAAUACGUUUGCUCAUACACGGGCCCUCUCUCAUGGAAUUGCCAAGCUCAGAAAUCUGCUGUAAUAGCUGCUAUUGUCAGCUUAGCUGACGUUGGUUACCAGCUCAAAUGCUACGCAAAGUAUAUACAUGUAAUGGGAGACCAGUUGUGUGUUUGUUCUUGUGCAACCCGGCUAUCUGCUAAGCAAUUUCUUCUGCUUCAGAGGUUUAUGUAGUUGGAUGCUUGUUGCCUUCCUCGAUCACUCUGGGGUUAAACAGCUCUUGCAUCCAAUCAGGGAACAGUCCCAGUAUUUUAAGUUUUGAAAGGUUCUGUAAUGGUUUCAGGCUAGACUGCAUUGAAAAUAAGGGAAUAUGUGCUUGACUGGUCUCAAAAGUAUGUUUAACCUGGCUCGGGAGACUACACGCGACUAAUGCCCGAGCUGCAGGCGAGGGCAUUAUCAGAGCUCAGUCUCCCAAGCUGGUCUUAAAUGUUAGUUUGAAACCAGCCGAGCACAUAGUGAUUCCCGUUCAUAAAUACCUGUUUAGUCCGAGUCUAAAGAAGUCACUGUAUGAUGGAUUUCCUAUGAUUUUAUCCUAGAAUUUUACUUUCAUUUUCCUGAACACCCCCGUCCAUUUUAUGGUAUAUUCCUUGUACAAGUUGUCCAGUAGAAUCUCCUUGUAUGCACUUGGCGUGCGUAGUGAGCCGUGUGCACACUUGACUAAUCAGAAUCAAACUGUCUCAUAUCCAUGUGCCAGCGCGUGAUUAACGCAGCGGGCAUUGUCAAAUGUUAAUACACAGGUAUUUAUGAAUGCCAAUUAAUUAUGGACUGUUCCCGCAAAGACUACCAAAGGCCUGAAAUGUAUACAUUAUACACUGUUAAUUUUUAUAUAUAUUUAGUUACACAUGGAAUAAUUUGAAAGAUUUGGUUGUCGGAAAUAUUAACCUUAUGUUGUUUGAAUGCAAGGCCUGGCAGUGACAAAAGGUCUGGGGCCAAUUUAUAGAGCUGCUUAAGCACAAAAUUUGCUUAAGCGCAAAAAAGCCUUGCUUAAAAAACAAAGGUUACCAGCUCAAAAUCCAAGUGAUUGUCAUGCUAACCACAAGACAGGCGAAUACCAUGCCAGAACAGUAUACAUCACAUGGAGUUUUGGCUGGUAACCUAAUUUAUCAAGUAAGGUUUUUUCACGCUUAAGCAAAUUUUGUGCUUAAGCAGCUCUGUGAAAUUGGCCCCUGGUGUUGUGUGAAAUUUGGACCUUAUGAUACACUGAUGCAACUGUAUUGCGAAUCAUGUAACUGUGGGUUGGCGCCCAGAACUGGGAGAGUCGUUAUAAAGACCAAAUUUUUGGGCGGUCCAAUUUUCACACGACACCAGGAGUGUGGUAAAUGCUGGUACAAAAGGCUUGCAAGGCGAAAUAUUGAUACUUGCCAAGCUGUGUUGGGGGUCCGCAGUUACUGAAGAAAGUUAACUUGCCACAUGUCCUGACAAAACCAACAUUGCAUCAACUUUCAAGAUGUUGUGCUGUUAAAGCAAGGUCAUCUCCAUGGCAACCUUAAACCAGGGUCAAAAUUCUUUACCAGUGUUUUACUUGUCAGUGUUUUUGUUGACUGAAUCAUUUUGUUACUUCUUUAAUGUUAAUAGGUCACCGUAACAGUUGAGUUUGUGACUCCGAAGUGUUAAAAACUAACAGGUAAUAAGG